GCUUGCAGCAGACCUUUCUGUCGGCCAGCGAGCGCUGAUUUCAUCCCCCCCUGCGCACGUUGGCACGUCCUUCGCCAUGAACAGCCGAGUUUAUAAAUGGAGGCGCUGCUGUCGUGUGAAACUAUCCGAGGACUUGCAAGAAACGCUGCUGGGCGCUGUUGCAAACAACACUGCAGGCAUAGAGCUUCCACCGAAGCAUCCAGAGCAGUAUUCAGAGAGCGAAGGUCUCUCCGGAGACGCCCCGCCCGCACCGGCUCGGAAGAGGCACCUCGAUACGACAACUGAGAGCGAUCCAGCGCCCGCGAAGAGAGCCCGGUUGACACGGGCGGAUACACAACGGCCUGCAGUUCAGGACGAAAGAGCAGAGCCAGCGGACGAGGCCGCUCUCCAGCAGCCAAAGCCGAACCCUCCCAAGCGUCCAUACGCCUCGUUCCUCAAAGACUUUGUCGAUCCCAUUCGUCCCGAUCCCGGUCCCGCAUCCGUCCACACCUUUGUUUCCGAGUGGCUCGAGUCAGUCGGGUCAGGCGAGAAAUAUUGCCGGUCAGUCAGCCACCUGUACCAUUCAGGCGGCGACCCCAUUAGACAUCUCACGAGAUCGGCGCCGGAGAUGGGUCACACACGGGACGCCGAUGGGUUUGCGGUGCCGCCAACGCCGGCUUCUACCGGGUCGCGGUCACGUCGACCCAGUACAGCGGAUAAUCACAGUCAGUUCUCUGCUACCGGGGCAUCGGGCAGUUCUAGUCCAUCGUCUGGUGUCCGACAUCGAAUGUACCGCCAGAACAACUUGGCACUCAACGAUAUUUACAUUCGACCGUCUGCUGCCCCAUUGCCAGACGUCGUGGCCAGCCGCAUGGAGGCACUACGCGCCGACCGGGACUCCCCAGGGCUGUCGGCCGGAGAAAUGGACCGGGUUGUGGACCAGCUGGACGCUCUCGCAGAGGGAUGCGAUGAGGAUGACGUGGCGGUCUUCCUUAAUGAUACCAUAUUUCCUAACCCCAAAACCGACCCGGCUUAUGGUCCUAGUACAGGUUUGAUGAGUAGCUCCAGUGCUCUCAUGUCGCAGCAUCUCGUUCCUACCAACCCCAUAAGUCCGUACAAAGUUACUCAACCCAAACCAGACAAGUUGUAUGGGUAUUCUGGAAACCCUAAUGCGGCGUUUACGCAACCACAGCUCCUGGCUCAAACUACAAUCCAUCCACAAAUACCACACUAUCCGGCGGCAACGUCACAAGGCCUUCGGUUUCCGUUCUUCGCCAUCGAAUUCAAAGCUGCCGGAGGUACUCGAGGCGACCUCUGGGUUGCCACAAAUCAGUGUGCGGGCGCUUCAUCAGCCUGCCUCAACGCUGUCCACCAGCUAAAUACCUCGCUACCAAAGCAUCCCAGUGUGCAACAUAUCGACAACUUAUCCUACUGCGUUGCUGUAGACAACAAUACCGCCCAGUUAUAUAUAUCGUGGAAGGAGGAUGGCUUAAACUAUUACCUCCAGCGGGUGGAUGCUUUCCUCCUAUCAAGCCCAGAACAUUUCAAAGACUUCCGCAAAAAGGUUCGAAACAUUCUCGAUUGGGGAAAGGACAAACGCCUGAAGCAGAUCAAGGAUGCAUUGGAUAUCAUCCUUGAAGAAAGCAGGAAGAAGGCUGCAGAACAAGCGAAGACCCGUCAACCGCCAUCCGAUGAUUCCGGAUCCAGCGCUAGCAAGAGGCGCAAGCCGUCGCGUAGAAAUAGCGGCAGGCAAACACACGAUAAGGGACCAAGUCAGCCGUAUAGGGCAUCGUAUGGGACGGCAUCACAAGGCAUCUACCCCGACGCCGGCCAGCAAGACCAAAGUCAGGAGCUUGCAUCCCUUCACUCUGCCGCAGAACCGACAAGCUUCACAACAACUGGCUUCACAUCGAGCUUCGACAACAAUGAUCAUGAAGAUUCAUACAUUACCCAGUCGAGCCUUACUCCUCAUCAGCAGGAACCUUUCGAGACCAACGACUACGUACCCCAAGAUAUCGACGAUGGACUUGCAAGGUGUCACUACCCAGAAGACAGCCAGCAAGAUCAAGGUCAGGCGCUUGUGUCGUUUGAUGACGUCGCAGAAUCACAGGCGAGCUUCGUGGAUCCACUAACUGAAGAGCAGCCGACGGCCGAUGAUUACUAGACUUGGAGUAAGAGUCGCAACAAGUGGUACCACGUGAAUGGUGACGAGUCUCGUCAGUACGAGAAAGCGAGAUGAAGCCACAUAGCACGCGGGGGAAGCAUUUGGAAUGCGUUGGAGCGGAGCCCGGGCUCCCUGUAGCACAGUCUAUCUGUGAUUCACGUUUAUGUAUCCGAUAGUCGGAGUUCUGAACGCCCCGCAACCGUCUUUUGCAUGGGCUGGAAAACCGAGCCCUCAGUGUCGCAUGGCGACUUCUUCAGCCUCAUUUUGACUACUGCUAGAACUUGGUAUUGAUGAAUGGCAUCAAAGCCUGUAUGGCCAAAACCGGUGUAGGCCCCCAAGGCCGGGCACUUCUCCGUACAUUGUCCUAGCCGCUGGCCUUUUUAGUACGCGUCUGGGUAGGCGGUUGUACAACAUGCCAGAAAAGCUUGAGGUGUCUAUGGAUUUCGAUAUUGCGUCCUUGUCUGCAGGGACAUGAUCCGUCGCCGGAGCGUAAC
Trematosphaeria pertusa is the source of this 2637-nucleotide messenger RNA. RefSeq lists its product as uncharacterized. The record is from RefSeq and is a predicted model, not a curated record. Bases 77 to 2143 code for a protein of 688 amino acids. Lineage: Eukaryota; Fungi; Ascomycota; Dothideomycetes; Pleosporales; Trematosphaeriaceae. The transcript is spliced from 3 exons.